CUACGCCUGUCCGAUCUUCGCAGCCUAGACCCAAAGAAAGCCGGGACGUGACGGAGCCGGGGGGUUCUGCUAGCUGGAGGCCCGUUAAACCACCGAUAAAUACAGAUUCCUCAUUGCUUCUUCGUCGCUCAGGAGACGUUUGUGACCUAACUUUACCCUUCGUCUUUUUUCAUCUUAAAAAUAAUUUCACAAACAUGUCCUGGCAAAGCUACGUGGACAACCUGAUGGCUGAUGGCAGCUGCCAGGACGCGGCCAUUGUUGGCUACACGGACGCCAAAUACGUCUGGGCAUCGUUUGUCGGCGGUACCUUUGCCAACGUAACGCCUGAAGAAAUUGACGUGUUAGUAGGAAAGGACCGCGAGGGAUUCUUCACCAGUGGGUUAACCUUAGGCAAUAAAAAGUGCUCUGUAAUCAGAGACAGCCUCCAAAUCGACGGUGACUGGACAAUGGACAUCCGGACAAAGAGUCAAGGAGGAGAGCCAACAUACAAUGUCUCCGUAGGCAAAGCUGGCAAAGCAUUGGUUUUGGUCAUGGGGAAGGAAGGUGUCCACGGAGGGCAGCUCAACAAGAAAUCAUAUACGAUGGCUGACUACCUGAGGAAGUCUGGAUACUAAAGCAGCCUGUACCCAGCCACCUAGCAGCUCACCCUUACCACCCUGUUGCAUUUCACACUACUUCCAGUCCUAGUUGGUAGUUACUUUGUUUUUGUUUUUCUGCCUUCUCUCCUCUCCAUUUGUUAUCCCAUAUUUUGUUAUCCUCUUCCCUCCCCCUUCAACACACUUGUGCUGUGUACUCUUACCCCCUUUAAGCACUAUAAGUUGAUCCUUAGAAGAUGAGCAUGUUGCUACAAGGAUGUCAUGACAAAUCUGUACUACCAAGACCAGCAAAAAAAAUAAAUAAAUCUGGCCAAACACUUGGACAAUGAAAGCUAUAGCAUCAAUUUGAAGUAGGUGUUUCAUUCUUUUCUCUCUGUCAUGGUGCCCAUUACUUAACCCCUCCUAAACCCAUCAUACACUCCCUCCCUGAGCAGCCGAUGCCUUUUGGAGCACUUGAGCGGUAACCAAGCUCGUCAUGUCUUCCUGUUUAAUUUCCCCUUCAUCAUAUCCGGGAGGAGAGACUGGCGUUUCCCUCUGACACCCACCACUCCCACUCCCCCCACUCCCUCCUGCCAAAUGUUCAGUCCCCCCCCCCCCCCCCCCCUCUUUCCCUGCUUCCCCAUCCUGUUUGCUCAAAGCAGGUGACACUACAAACCUCACAGGAGAUUAACAUCUUCACCAAACACUACACACUAACCAACCAGUCCUUACGAUCCACUGCUCUGUCCUGACUACAUUUUAUAGAAAAGGGAGGGGGAAGCAUGUGUAGGGGGUGCUCAGUUGACGACCAUGAGCCGGAUUUGCAAGCGUUGGUUUCGUCCAGAUGCUGGUAGCCUCUCCUCCCGUCAUCACAACCUCCCCGACUACACAAAAACCCCAUGGACAUUCCACAGUAACAAUGGCUCAGGCACUUAAUACUGUUUUUGUUUGCCAGCUCCUGUAAUUUUUUUUUUUUUUUUUUUUGAAAGGCUGCCAUUUUUGGACAGUAGAAAUCCCAGCAUAUAACCACCUGGAUUUUGUCCAGUUUGAUUUUUUUCUUUCUUUUUAUAGGACCAAGUGUAGUCGAAGCUCGGGUGUUUAUACAAUUGCUCUAAAUCAUGAAAAGGAUGACUAACUUUCUGAUGGAGUUACUAACCAGACGGUAAUUCUUACCAUGGUUAAAAAAAAAAAUUAAGCUACAGGGGAGUAAAGGGUGGGAGUACCUGAAGAAAAUUUUCACUUUUUUUUUUUUUUUCUUUAUUGUUUAGAAAACAACUGCAUUUGUACAAACCCAUGCUGUGUUGACAACUACAAAACUGUGGAAUAAAUUGCCUUUUACUCUAUAGUCAGCUGAGCUCUGGGGUAUCACACGGUCUGUCCGCGCUCAGUACUGCUAACUGUAACGUCCAAAAAUAAAUAAAAAAAACUCUUAAAAGUAGAAAUGACACUCAAUGGGAGAUGGGAUUGGUUGGAACAAAGACACUUAUGAUAGUUGUCUUGUUGAAACUUUAACUGCAGAACCUGUGUAUCCUGUGCCAUAAUAUAGAGAUCUGUUGCUGUAGUAAGAUGGAUUUUACCCACUGUCCACUAAAGAGUCAUUUCAUUGGCACUUUUUUAGCUUCAGCUCCACUGUUUAGGCCUUGUGGGUUAUGUGUACUCAUAAAAAAACAACCUGUUUCAAGUCCUGUUUGCUGAUUUAUGUUCAUUUCCUUUUCUCACCACUUUAUUUUCUUACAUCUGGGAUACAGUCUCUUUAAUGCAUCUGAUUUCAUAUGCAUAAAACCAAGAAAUGCCAUAAAUUGAUUUAUCACCUUGUUUACAGACAGAUCAAAUAAAUUUAUUCCAACCAGAUAA
Messenger RNA from Centropristis striata (black sea bass), 2429 nucleotides. Its product is annotated as profilin-2-like. The transcript is spliced from 3 exons. Bases 195 to 614 code for a protein of 139 amino acids. Gene Ontology annotation, biological process: positive regulation of actin filament bundle assembly; actin cytoskeleton organization; regulation of actin filament polymerization. Gene Ontology annotation, molecular function: actin binding. Gene Ontology annotation, cellular component: cytoplasm. The record is from RefSeq and is a predicted model, not a curated record. Lineage: Eukaryota; Metazoa; Chordata; Actinopteri; Perciformes; Serranidae.